CAAAAUCACCAAACCAUUCCAUAUUUCCUGCCGGUGUUUAUCCGUAUCACAUAUACCACAUCAUUCAAUCAAUCAGUCAACUUCAACCUUCCAAAGUUAAACCAGUGUGUUCCUUCAUUUGCCAUUUCCGUGUAUCCGUGUCUCUGUUGUCUCAACUCAAUCAUUCAAUCCAUCAAUCAAUCAAAUAAUCCGUGUGCUAGCUUAGAUCAUUAUCCACUUUGUCCUCAAUCAAUCAAUCAAUCAUUCAAUCAGUCAACCUAUCCAUACUUUCAUAUCAACUUACCUUUGAUCAACCAACUUCCAAAGACUUGGACAAACAUAGACUCAAUCAAUGUCACAUCAUCACAUAUGGGCAGUGGCAGCGGCAGCUCGGCGGCCGGCUCACGUCUGGACGACGACAACCACUCCAAGAUGCAACAGACCAUUAUCGAGCAAGGCAAGACCAUUGAGAAGAUGGCCGAGGAGAUCAAGGCGCUGAAAGAUCAGUUGCAGGAGAAGCCCUUCAUGGAGGAGCAGCAGUUCUACCGCGAGUACUUCAUGGCGCUGGCCAUCUCGGUAAAGGUCAACCAAUGCUACCUGGGCAAGAACUACGACCAGAUCUCUCUGCAGAUAUUAUACGAGCGAGCGCGCCAACAAGAGAUACCAUGGUAUGGAUUGAUGGACUGGGUGCCCAAACAGAUCAUACUCAAGGAAGACAGUGGCGGCGCACACACCAUGGUCAAUACUGCGCCGAUCGAGGUAGCAGGCAAGCCACAUCACAAAGGCAAUCGACUGACCAGGAAGUUUGGCGGUAUACUCCAUCUUCAGCCACCUGUAAAGAAU
Messenger RNA from Acytostelium subglobosum LB1, 822 nucleotides. RefSeq lists its product as hypothetical. The transcript is spliced from 2 exons. NCBI's taxonomy places the organism in Eukaryota, Evosea, Eumycetozoa, Acytosteliales, Acytosteliaceae. The annotation marks the transcript as partial. The record is from RefSeq and is a predicted model, not a curated record.